AGACAGGCUGUUUAGUUCGACUGUCUUUGCGUCUCGCGCGGACGCGUCGAAAGCGCGCGAAACGCGUUCCCGCGCUCGAAGUUCAAGACAAGUUUUUUUUUUCAAGUUGCAGAUUGUUUUUUGUAAGUAUCUGUGAUGCCAGUGUUAUUACACGUAUUUAAAAAAAAGUAUUUGAAACUUCUGAACUGAAAUAAGACUGAAGAGAUUAAACAAUGGCGUCAACAAGAGAUAAGAAUGGCGUGAAUCAAAACCUGAUGACGAAAGCUCCAUGGACGGACGAGCGCGGCAUCGGCAUGAAGGUGUACAACUUCGUGUCGGUGGCCCUCGAGAUUGCGGUUCUGUACGUAAAGAUGACGGCCAUGUGGAUCUUCUGCGUCUACCAGUUCUUCUUCCCCAAGGAGCCUAAGAGCAUCAAAGGCGAGAUCGUACUGAUCACAGGAGCCGGCCACGGCAUGGGCAAAGAGACCGCGAUCCGCCUGGGCGGCCUUGGAGCUACGGUGGUCUGCGUGGACAUCAACCCUCGCGGCAACCAGGACACCGUCAACAUCAUACAGGGGAACAAGGGAAAGGCGCACAGAUACGAGUGUGACGUCACAGACCGCGACGCCAUCAACGCCCUGGCCGACAAGGUGCGUCGGGAGGUGGGCGAGGUCACGAUGCUGGUCAACAACGCCGGCAUCAUGCCCUGCAAGCCGAUCCUUGAGACCUCCGAGAAGGAGAUCAGGGCGCUGUUUGAUGUUAACAUCCUGGCUCACUUAUGGCUCCUCCAAGCCUUCCUCCCGCAUAUGAUGGAAACCAACCACGGGCACAUCAUCGCCAUGUCCUCCAUGGCUGGUGUGGUCGGACUCCGAAACCUCGUGCCGUACUGCGCCACUAAGUUCGCGGUCAGAGGACUCAUGGAGGCUCUGCACGAAGAACUGAGGGAGGAUGCCAGGGAUUUCAGUGGCAUCAAGCUGACAGUAAUCUGCCCCUACAUCGUGGACACGGGUCUGUGCAAGAACCCUCGCAUCAAGUUCCCAGGGCUGCUGAAGAUCCUCUCCCCCGCCCAGGCCGCCGAGAAGAUCGUGGAUGCUGUCCAGCGCGACUAUGACGAGAUCACCAUUCCCAGCUCGCUUUACUAUAUCAACAUGUGGUGCAGAACCAUGCCCAGACGAGUGUCACUGUACCUAAAGGACUUUUUGGACUCGGGCCUGGAUGCGGACUAACUUUGACACGUUAUGUACAGUCAGCACUAUUGACUGACAGCGGCAACAACACCGGUACAGUCAGGUGGAUAAAAUUCUAUAAACACUUUUUAUAACUGGAAUUAAAAGUGACUACAUUUUAAACAGAAUUUCAUAUCGAAAAUUUCAAUACUGAAAUAACUCAACUCUUACCCGUAAUUUAUAUGAAGAAUACUUAUCUUGUUUCAUUGAAAUUUUAUCACUUGAUUGUACCUCUGUAUAGAGAGCCAGCCUGUAAAUUAAUUUUGCUGACUUUAUAAUUAUUAUAAAAUAAGGACUUCAGCUGACUCAAUUUUAUGAUACUAUAAUUUUAUUUUUAUUUUUAAUUAAAAUACAAUAUAGUAUCUAUCACGUUUGUUUAUGUAUGUAUAAAUUACAAUUUGUGUAAUUUCGGUAUGUUAUUAUUAACAAAGAAGCUCUAAACUCUUUAAAAAAAAAUUAUGAAAUAAUAAUAUUCAUGCUGCAAUUUUUGUGUGAUGUUUUAAAUGUGUGUAAUGUAUUUUUUACACAGAUCAUGUAAAUAACAAUAGAUUAUCACGUUUUAUGAUUGGAAUUGUGAAUAAACGUGUGUAUAAUAGUUUUGUAAGCCAAAAUGUGCCUGGAAUACCAACAAUGGAUGUUCGCGAGUCAACCAUAUUGUUACUUUUAAGUCUCUUUUUAGAUACUUUAUAAGUUACCACCAAAUAAGUUGUAUAAUAGUAGAGUCGCCGUAAAGUCCGGUUUUUAAUUUGUUUAAAUGUCAAUUAAUCGAUAAAUAACUCCAAUUAUUCUUAGGACCAGUUAAAGUUGAAUCUCACAAUUAUUUCAUAAAUUCAUAUUUUUUAUAAUUUAAUUUUUAGAUACAAUAACAACGUUUCAAAAACCUUAUUAAAAACCGGACGAUAGUCAGUUGUGGACCCUUUUACUUGGAAAUGAACUGUGAGGAACAGUUUUGCAUAGAAAAUAGUAUUAAACUAUUUAAAUAUAACUUAACUUUCCUUCAGUUUAAUUAAUCGCAAUUUUUUUUUAACGUUUUGAUCAAUAAAACUUUUUCAAGGCAGGGUCCAUGAAAAUAGGUUAUAUCCAUUUAUACAAACCCACCCUAGCCUAUGUCUGGCCUUUGUUUCAAUAUUUGACAUAUUUUAAUGAUAACGGUUAAAACACGUCAAUGUAGGUGAAACAAUUUAUAUACAAAACAUCCUAUUACAAAUUUCUGCCCAGUUUAAUAAAUAUUUGAUGACAAGUAAAAACAUUUUC
Messenger RNA from Ostrinia furnacalis (Asian corn borer), 2459 nucleotides. RefSeq names its product short-chain dehydrogenase/reductase family 16C member 6. The transcript has 8 exons. The coding region runs from base 213 to 1205 and encodes 330 amino acids. The record is from RefSeq and is a predicted model, not a curated record. Lineage: Eukaryota; Metazoa; Arthropoda; Insecta; Lepidoptera; Crambidae. Gene Ontology annotation, molecular function: oxidoreductase activity, acting on the CH-OH group of donors, NAD or NADP as acceptor. Gene Ontology annotation, cellular component: lipid droplet.